Messenger RNA from Mizuhopecten yessoensis (Yesso scallop), 3722 nucleotides. Its product is annotated as oligopeptidase A-like. The record is from RefSeq and is a predicted model, not a curated record. NCBI's taxonomy places the organism in Eukaryota, Metazoa, Mollusca, Bivalvia, Pectinida, Pectinidae. Bases 31 to 2184 code for a protein of 717 amino acids. The transcript has 18 exons. Gene Ontology annotation, molecular function: metalloendopeptidase activity. Gene Ontology annotation, biological process: proteolysis; peptide metabolic process.
CACGAUAUCCAAUGACCCUCAACAAGCAAGAUGGCGGCCUCCGUGAUACGAGGAUCGGCAUUCCUUGUAAAAUCUAUGAAAUGUCUACGAACUCCAUGUCAUUUGCCUUUCUCUGUUCCAAUGCGACGUAUAAGAUAUUUCAUUGCUCUUCCUGAAACUCCAAACGACACACCGGAGUCAAACCCUUUAUUGAGAACUGAGGAUGUCCCACACUUUUACGCGAUCUCACCAAAACAAGUGGUCCGAGGAUGUGCGAAAUUGAGCCUUGAUUUUGAAAGAAAAGUGGACACACAUUUCUCUUCAUUUGAAGAAGAUCCAAGCAAGCCAAGAACAUUUGAAAAUUUAGUGGCACCAGUGGAUGCUCUCCAUGCUCCGUUACAAACUGCGAUGAACAAUACACAGAUACUGACAUGGUUAAGGAACAUACAGCCCUAUAUAGACGCCAAGGCCAGGGCUGACACCCAGGUACAUAAAGCCCUACACGCGAUCUAUACAUCGGAGGCUUAUGUACUUUUGAAGGACCUAUAUAAGCAUAAAGAGUCUAUGACAGAUGAAGAGAUCACUCUCUUAGAGAAGAUGCUGUACAACUGUCAGAAAGCAGGCUUGGAGCUAACCGGCAAAACGCAGGAUAACUGGGACUUUACUAUGACGAGGAUAGAUGAAUGCGUUGGGGAUUUUGGAAAACGAGCAAUUGCAUGUAAAAGACUGUUCAGUCACACGAUCACGGACAGGAAGCUCAUGAAAAGACUUCCGGAGGAGUUGAUUUAUAACAUGUCACUGAACCCGAGAAAUCCCAUGGCCGGUCCCUGGAAGGUCACCCUGGAGGAUACUUUGUAUCACACGUUUCUUAAGUACUGUCCCGACGCUGAGGAGAGACACAACAUUUGGUACGCCUACAACAAUGUGUCCUCUACAGACUUUGUAUCUCAGUACAUGGACACACACAGACUCAUAGACGACAUUGUCAGAUUUAGAAAACAUGCCGCAGAAGAUCUUGGCUAUGAAAAUCAUGCUCAGUCUGUGAUGGAGCCAACUAUGGCCGGUUCUGUGGCUGUCGUUUUAAAUAUGGUGGAAGAACUGAGAAAUAGCUACCUUCCACAAGCUGAAGCUGAAAUUGAUGCUCUUCAAGAAUUUGCAGAGAACGAUGGAUUUGAGGAUGAAUUGAAAUUGAGUGAUAUUCCUUACUAUCGACAGAUGCAGCGGGAGACUUUGUUCAAUGAAGAAGAAGUCUCGCAGUAUUUUAUGUACAAAGAUGUUGUCGAGGGGGCAAUGGAACUGGCUUCCCAGAUGUUCGGUAUCAAAUUUAAGUAUUCUGAAAAACGUUUCCCUGACGAAAUAUAUACUUUUGAUGCAUUCGAUGAAGAAGGUAAACUUAUUGGUCAAUAUAUACUUGACCCUUACAGACGGGAAGAUAAAUAUCCAGAUAGUUGGAUAUUUCCGGCAAAAGCAAGAUGUGAAAAUCCGGUGUUAUCGCCGUACAGCUACCAUUCACUGAAUCUUGAUCGUGCGGAUCCAUGUCUGUCCUGGAUCGAUCUUGGCUCAUUUUACCAAGAGUUUGGGCUGUUCUUGCAACUUUGCUUGACUAAGACGAAAUACUUCACGCUGUCGAAUGACGGCACAGAGCGAGAUAUUCGAGCUGUGCUUGGUUAUCUCCUCCUGCAGUUCACCAUGGAUCCUGAUUACCUACAGAAGAUCAGCAAACAUGUAAAGACGGGAGAAAAAAUCCCAAUGCCAGUAAUCCAAACAUUAUUACAAGCCAAUCAACACAUGGCAGGCUGGGACCUGUGUCAUAGACUUUUUAAGAUUGCAUAUGACUUCGAGAUAAAUUUAUCUCAUGAAAACUGGUACAGUACGCUGGAGAAGAUCUGGCCCAUCUACAUGCCCAUUCCUCUGGAUAUGGACGACAAUCAUCCAUGUGGUGACCUGAAUCAGUUCAGCAAUGAAGGGGCAACCAGCACCUAUCACAUGACGUGGUCAGAGAUGGUGGCUUGUGAUAUUUUAGAGGCUUUUAAAGAUGCUGGUAGCUUAACUGAUCCCAAUGUACUGCAAGAAGUAGGACCAAGGUUACGCGACAGCUUUUUCCAUCCACUUGGUACAGUAAAAGCGAAAGAGUUAUUCCGACGAUUUCGAGGCCGGGACCCGUCCACGGAACCAUUCAAGGCUCAUAACAAGAUAAUUAACUGAAACUGUGAUUUGUGCAUUUGUUUCUUGAGAGGUAGAUUUAAGUGCUUACAAACUUAAUAGAGAUGGAUUGACCUGUGAUCUCGGGACUGGUCAGUUGGUCAUUGCACUGGACAAUGGUCAAUGGACUGACCAAUUGAUCCGUAGACAAGGAACGUGGUUGAUUGAUCAAUUCGUCAGAAUGGACAGUGGACAAUGGUUUCCCAUUCUGAUGGAGUUUGAUUGGCAGACAAAUGUGAUGAAAAGACAUUUGAUCGAUUGACAGACGAAUGUGAUGAAAAGACAUUGGAAUUAAUUCUUGGACGAUAUCUGAAGACUGUGUGUGUAUUGUGUAUGUAUGUGAUAUACAAGUGUGUAGCUUUCAAGACAGUCAUAGAUAAAAGUCAAUUAUGUUCAUUGAAACUAAGAUACAAAUUACAUUUAUAUAUAUUGCAUCUGAACGAUUGAAGCCAAAUGACACAGCUGUGUGUUCCAUUCACUAUUAGUGUAAACCUGCAUUAACAUACCAGUCACAUACCCAUUCUAUUUUACCAAUCAUAAGGCCAGGACACAUCUGGUCCCGUAUUCAUAAAACUGUUCUCAUACUCAAGUAUGGAUUUUGUGCUCAAACCAAUUUUCAUGUAACUUAAAUCAUGUCGAACCAUUUAAAAAAGUCAAAGGUGAACAUUGAAAACAGUAUUCGAUUGAGUCUCUUCAAAUUUUUCCGAAUCAAUGUCAAAAAAAGAUUCUAUUAUAACUUUAUAACUGAAACAAGAAAUUAUGUUUUAGUACAAAAUCCAUGCUUCAGCAAGAGAACAGUUGCAUGAAUACGGGCCCUGGUCCCUUACAAAGGGUUUCAUGCAAAAGGAGCACUGAUCUUAUCCCUGUACUUGAUUCUUAAAACACAAGUAGAGGUGUGAAGUAAAACAUGUUUACAAACUACAGACGAUUUUGUUAUGUAGUUUGCUGAUAACAAGUCAAGGAACAAAAUAUAACUUUGAUAGUAUAAAGAAUCUGCUGGUAGGUGGUACACAUGCUUGUUGUAACCGUAUUUUACUGCAGGUGAUUCUUCUAUAAAAAUCUGUUUAACAAGGGGUGGGCUCAUUGUGGAGCAUGGGCUUAUUGGUAAAAUACAGUAUAUUGGUAUGUGUUCUACUGUGUCAAUGCACGUGCAUGGUUUACUGAAUAUGGACCGAGAGACUUAACUCAUUCACCCCUGAAAUUUCAUAAUGAACUAUUCCAACCUUUGAAUUGGAAGAGUUCAAAUGUGUCUUUAAGGGCUGGUUGGAGUUAUUUAUUAGUUUUGAUGAGUAUGACUGAUCAGCUGGGAAAAUAUUCUAUUUUCUAGAACAUUGAUUUGAUAAUGUGUUGAGUACAUGUAUAAUAAAUGAAUCAUGAAAAUUCAAUUCUCAAUUUGACGUAAAUUCAAAUGGUUGAAUCAGGUAUUUGUUAUUUAGAUAAACCUGUAUAUAUGCUUUUGAAUGUGUAUAUUUCUAGAAGACGAUCCUACUGUGUUAUUUAAAAAAAUUCUCCUAAGAUGAAAUACAUCAACAUACGUUGUC